AUGGGCCAACUUGCAACCGAGAUGAAGGAGCUGAAGCAGAGUAGCAGGAAGUUAACGAGUGAUACAACAACAAACCCCGCUCAUCAAAAGAAAGGCAGCUCAGUUGGCCAGGUAAGUACUUUACGUAGUGGCAAAAUUUAUAAAAAUGUCGACACUCCACCACAGCUUGUUGAUGGUGUGGUGGAGGAUUUAGGUGAAGAGGGUGAGAGUGAUGAUGAAUCGGAACCUAACAUUGUUAAAAUUGAUGGUAACAAUACCCGUGCUACAACUUCUAAGCCAAUCAAGGCUAAGGAAGGGGAACCGAUUUUACCUCCCUUUCCCGAAGCCUUGAAGGAUCUGGGUAAUAUAAAGAUAAUCAAUAAAAAGGGACCUCAACCGGAGGAAAUCUGGGAGGUAUUUAAACAAGUGAAAAUCAAUUUACCCUUAAUCGACGCCAUUAAACAGGUUCUGGCCUAUGCUAAAUGCCUUAAGGAAUUGUGCACUCAAAAACGGCAGCACAAAGUCCCUGAAAAAGUUGAUCUAACUGAUAGAGUUAGUGCUGUUUUGAAUGGAGUCCUUCCACCUAAGCUACGAAAUCCCGGGACGCCUUUAAUUUCAAUUCAAGUUGGUGAUUUUAAAAUGAGUCGGGCAUUGUUGGACCUCGGAGCUAGCAUGAGUAUCCUUCCGGGAAGCUUGUACAACCAAUACAUUUUUGGUCCACUGCGUCAUGCUGACACAACUGUUGUGUUGGCAGAUUUGACCCCUAAGAUUCCUCAAGGGAUAGUUUGCGACGUGAUAGUUAAGGUGGAAGAAUUCUAUUUUCCAGUUGACUUCUUGGUGCUUGACUAUGUUUCUUCUGAUCAAGUCUAUCAGCCAAACGUUAUCUUGGGCCGACCUUUCUUAGCCACUGCGCAUGCUCAGAUCGACUGUCGCACCCGUACUGUCGACAUGGCAUUUGGCAAUAGAACGGUCCGAUUAAAUAUGUUUUCAAACGUUUCUGACAUGUUUUCUAGUGAUGAAUGUUUCAUGGCAGAUAUCAUAAAUGGAUGUCAUCCUCAUGUAGAGGAUGAAAUGUUCGAGUUUUGUUUGCUUUGUGACAAGAUAGAAGAAAAUCACAUGUGUGAUUUGGAAGAAGAAGUUCAGAAAUUAGAAGCACAGGUGGUGCAAGAGAGAAGGCCCGCAUGGUCCCAUCAUGUGGAGAGCCAACCUACUGAGAUUUCAUCUGGUUUGAAACCGUCCCUAAUCUGCCCACCGAAGGUAGAAUUGAAGGAGCUGCCUGCGCAUUUGAAGUAUGCGUUUUUAGGAGAGGAUCAGACUCUCCCGGUUAUUAUUACAGCUAAUUUGGAGAAAGAACAUGAGGAAGCACUACUGAAGGUGCUAAAGACCCAUCGAGCAGCGAUCGGGUGGACUCUCACCGAUUUGAAAGUAUAA
Helianthus annuus (common sunflower) is the source of this 1410-nucleotide messenger RNA. RefSeq lists its product as uncharacterized. Lineage: Eukaryota; Viridiplantae; Streptophyta; Magnoliopsida; Asterales; Asteraceae. The coding region runs from base 1 to 1410 and encodes 469 amino acids. The transcript has a single exon. The record is from RefSeq and is a predicted model, not a curated record.